This is a messenger RNA of Myotis lucifugus (little brown bat), 3211 nucleotides long. It is a transcript of the gene MSH2, whose product is annotated as mutS homolog 2. The record is from RefSeq and is a predicted model, not a curated record. Gene Ontology annotation, molecular function: mismatched DNA binding; ATP binding; ATP-dependent DNA damage sensor activity. Lineage: Eukaryota; Metazoa; Chordata; Mammalia; Chiroptera; Vespertilionidae. Gene Ontology annotation, biological process: mitotic recombination; somatic recombination of immunoglobulin genes involved in immune response; mismatch repair. Gene Ontology annotation, cellular component: nucleus; MutSalpha complex.
CCACCCGAAACGCAGCGCCGGAUGCUGAUUGGUCGGGCUGCAGAGGCCGGACGCUGCCCGGGGGGCGAGGGAGGGGAGGCGGGAAACGGCUUGGUGGGUGCGGGGUCGCGCAGUUCCUCCGCGGGGCUGUGGAGAGGUUCGGCAAUGGCGGUGCAGCCGAGGGAGACGCUGCAGCUGGAGAGCGUGGCCGAGUAUGCGUUCGUGCGCUUCUUCCAGGGCAUGCCGGAGAAGCCGAGCACCACGGUGCGCCUCUUCGACCGGGGCGACUUCUACACGGCGCACCGGGAGGAUGCGCUGCUGGCCGCCCGGGAGGUGUUCAAGACGCAGGGGGUGAUCAAGUACAUCGGGCCGGCAGGAGCAAAGACUCUGGAGAGUGUUGUGCUUAGUAAAAUGAAUUUUGAGUCUUUUGUAAAAGAUCUUCUUCUAGUUCGGCAGUAUAGAGUUGAAGUUUAUAAGAAUAGAGCUGGAAAUAAGGCCUCCAAGGAGAAUGAUUGGUAUUUGGCAUUUAAGGCUUCUCCGGGUAAUCUUUCUCAGUUUGAAGAUAUUCUCUUUGGUAACAAUGAUAUGUCAACGUCCAUUGGUACCGUGGGUGUUAAAAUGUCUACAGUUGAUGGCCAAAGACAGGUUGGAGUUGGGUAUGUUGACUCCAUACAAAGGAAGCUAGGACUGUGUGAGUUCCCCGAUAAUGAUCAGUUCUCCAAUCUGGAGGCUCUCAUGAUUCAAAUUGGACCAAAGGAAUGUGUUUUACCAGGAGGAGAGACUGCUGGAGACAUGGGGAAACUGAGGCAGGUUAUUCAGAGAGGAGGAAUUCUGAUCACAGAAAGAAAAAGAGCUGACUUUUCCACAAAAGAUAUUUAUCAAGACCUUAACCGGUUGUUGAAAGGCAAAAAGGGAGAACAGGUGAAUAGUGCUGUCUUGCCAGAAAUGGAGAAUCAGGUUGCAGUUGCAUCAUUGUCUGCAGUUAUCAAGUUUUUAGAACUCUUGUCAGAUGAUUCAAACUUUGGACAGUUUGAACUGACUACUUUUGACUUUCACCAGUACAUGAAAUUGGAUAUUGCAGCAGUCAGAGCCCUUAACCUUUUCCAGGGUUCUGUUGAAGAUACCACUGGCUCUCAGUCUCUGGCUGCAUUGCUGAAUAAGUGCAAAACCCCGCAAGGACAAAGACUGGUUAACCAGUGGAUUAAGCAGCCUCUUAUGGAUAAGAACAGAAUAGAAGAGAGAUUAAAUUUAGUGGAAGCUUUUGUAGAAGAUGCAGAAUUGAGACAGUGUUUACAAGAAGAUUUACUUCGUCGAUUCCCAGAUCUUAACCGACUUGCCAAGAAAUUUCAAAGACAAGCAGCAAAUUUACAAGAUUGUUACCGACUCUAUCAGGGUAUAAAUCAACUCCCUAAUGUUAUACAGGCUCUGGAAAACUAUAAAGGAAAACACCAGACAUUGUUGUUGGCAGUUUUUGUGAAUCCUCUUGUUGAUCUUCGGUCUGAUUUCUCCAAGUUUCAGAUAGAAACAACUUUAGAUAUGGAUCAGGUGGAAAACCACGAAUUCCUUGUAAAGCCUUCAUUUGAUCCUAAUCUGAGUGAAUUAAGAGAAAUAAUGGAUGGUUUAGAAAAGAAGAUGCAAUCAACAUUAGUAAGUACAGCUAGAGAUCUAGGUUUGGAAUCUGGCAAACAGAUUAAACUGGAUUCAAAUUCACAGUUUGGAUAUUAUUUUCGCGUAACGUGUAAAGAAGAAAAAGUCCUUCGUAACAACAAAAACUUCAGUACCGUAGAUAUCCAGAAAAAUGGUGUUAAAUUUACCAAUAGUGCAUUGACUUCUCUUAAUGAAGAAUAUACCAAAAACAAAACUGAGUACCAAGAAGCCCAGGAUGCCAUUGUUAAAGAAAUUGUCAACAUUUCUUCAGGCUAUGUAGAACCAAUGCAGACAUUCAAUGAUGUGUUAGCUCAGCUAGAUGCUGUUGUCAGCUUUGCUCAUGUAUCAAAUGGAGCGCCAGUUCCAUAUGUACGACCGGUCAUUUUGGAGAAAGGACAAGGAAGAAUUAUUUUGAAAGCAUCCAGACAUGCUUGUGUUGAAGUUCAAGAUGAAGUUGCAUUUAUUCCCAAUGAUGUUCACUUUGAAAAAGAUAAACAGAUGUUUCAUAUCAUUACUGGCCCCAAUAUGGGAGGUAAAUCAACAUAUAUUCGCCAAACCGGGGUAAUAGUUCUCAUGGCCCAAAUUGGGUGUUUUGUGCCAUGUGAGUCGGCAGAAGUGUCCAUUGUGGACUGUAUCUUGGCUCGGGUAGGGGCUGGUGACAGUCAAUUGAAAGGAGUCUCCACCUUCAUGGCUGAAAUGUUAGAAACUGCCUCUAUUCUCAGGUCUGCAACCAAAGAUUCUUUAAUAAUUAUAGAUGAAUUGGGAAGAGGAACCUCUACCUAUGAUGGAUUUGGGUUAGCAUGGGCUAUAUCAGAGUACAUUGCAACAAAAAUCGGUGCUUUUUGCAUGUUUGCAACCCAUUUUCAUGAACUUACUGCCUUGGCCAACCAGAUACCAACUGUUAAUAAUCUACAUGUCACAGCACUAACCACUGAAGAAACCUUAACUAUGCUUUAUCAGGUGAAGAAAGGUGUCUGUGAUCAAAGUUUUGGGAUUCACGUUGCAGAGCUUGCUAAUUUUCCUAGGCAUGUAAUAGAGUGUGCUAAACAGAAGGCCCUUGAACUAGAGGAGUUUCAGAAUAUUGGAGCAUCACAAGAAAGUGAUGAAAUGGAACCAGCAGCAAAGAGGUGCCAUCUGGAAAGAGAGCAAGGUGAAAAAAUUAUUCAAGAGUUUUUAUCCAAGGUGAAGCAAAUGCCUUUUAUUGAAAUGUCAGAAGAAAACAUCACAAUGAAAUUAAAACAGCUGAAAGCUGAGGUGAUAGCAAAGAAUAAUGGGUUUGUAAAUGAAAUCAUUUCACGAAUAAAGGUUACUACGUGAGAAAAUCCCACUAAUGGAAUGAAGAUAAUAUUGAUAAGCUGUUGUCUGUAAUACUUUUAUAUUGUUUUAUAUUAAUCCUUUUUCCAUAGUGAUGGCAAUUGAUGCCCAUGGCAUACCAACUUAAUAAAAUAUUUAGUAAUACUUUGCUCUACCUGAGUACAUUUUCAGAGAUCUUUAUUUUGAAAAGUAACUGAGGAAUACUUAAAGGGACAUGGGUAAUAGUAUACAAUAUGUUGAAUUUAUAAAUAAAAUUAUGUAGUUUGUGAAA